Messenger RNA from Vigna unguiculata (cowpea), 1683 nucleotides. Its product is annotated as UDP-glycosyltransferase 89A2-like. Gene Ontology annotation, molecular function: UDP-glucosyltransferase activity. NCBI's taxonomy places the organism in Eukaryota, Viridiplantae, Streptophyta, Magnoliopsida, Fabales, Fabaceae. The record is from RefSeq and is a predicted model, not a curated record.
CGAAAUAAAUGUUGUGGUUGAAGAGACAUGAGUCAACGUCAAGAAGUGAUAGAGGCUUUUCGUCAAAAAGCUUAUCCCCAUAACUCUUCUUCUCAACAAAGCUUCUACUUUCUUACUGGUUCCACUCUUCAAAUCUAACACAAUGUCCAAACUUCACAUCCUGGUAUUCCCAUACCCAGCGCAGGGUCACAUUCUUGCACUCCUGGAUCUCACUCACCACCUGGCCCUAGCAGGCAUAACAAUCACCAUCAUUAUCACUCCCAAAAACCUUCCCAUUCUCAACCCUCUCUUAUCCUCCCAUCCAAACACCAUCCAAACCCUCGUCCUCCCAUUCCCGCCGCACCCCAAAAUCCCCGCCGCUGCAGAAAACGUUCGUGAGGUCGGCAACACCGGAAACUACCCCUUCAUCAAUGCCCUCUCCAAACUCCAACCCCAAAUAAUCCACUGGUUCACCACCCACCCUAACCCCCCUGCAGCCCUCAUCUCCGAUUUCUUCCUCGGCUGGACUCACCAACUCGCCGCGCAACUCACCAUCCCCAGGAUCGCGUUUUACUCCGUCGCUGCCUUCUUCAACAACGUCUUCACGCGCUGCUGGCACAAUUCAAACUUACUGACUGAUAAUAACGAUAUUCACUUUCACGGAAUUCCCGGAACGCCGUCGUUUAAGCGGGACCACCUUCCUUCAGUGUUCCUCCGCUACAGGGAAUCAGACCCGGACUCGGAGUUCGUAAAGGAGAGUUUUCUUUCCAACGAUGCUGCCUGGGCCUGCGUCUUCAACACGUUCCGCACGCUGGAGGCUCCUUAUUUGGAUCACAUCAGGGCCGAGCUCGGCCAUUCGAGGGUCUACGCGGUUGGGCCGUUGGGCACUAACCGGUCCGAAAACUCAACCACGGGAUCCGAGGUUCUAAGUUGGCUCGACGCGUUCGAGGAAGAGGGUUCGGUGUUGUACGUGUGUUUCGGGAGUCAGAAGUUGUUAAAGAAGAAACAAAUAGAAGCGUUAGCGAUGGGGUUGGAGAAAUCCCAAACGCGAUUCGUUUGGGUUGCGCCGACGCCAAACAAGGAACAAAUGGAGCAGGGGUACGGGUUGGUUCCGGAUGGAUUUGUCGAUCGGGUUUCGGGUCGAGGAAUGGUGGUUACGGGUUGGGCCCCACAGGUGGCGAUACUAAGGCACCCGGUUGUGGGGGGAUUUGUGAGCCACUGCGGGUGGAACUCGGUAACGGAGGCGAUGGUGAGUGGGGUUGUGAUUAUGGGGUGGCCGAUGGAGGCUGAUCAAUUUUUGAACGCGAGGCUGUUGGUGGAGGAAACAGGGGUGGCGGUUCGAGUGUGUGAGGGGGCGGAUUCUGUGCCCGAUCCAAAUGAGUUGAGUCGGGUUGUGAAGAGGGUUAUGAGUGGGGAGAGUCCCGAAAAGCGAAGAGCGAAGUUAAUGAGAGAGGAAAGUGUUAGGGCUGUGAGUGAAGGUGGGGAUUCUUCCAUGCAAGUGGAUCAGCUCAUUGAAGCGCUGCUGCAGCUUGGAGAUAAACAAGGAUGAUGGAAACAAAUUGUUAACUUACUCGAGUGAUUGAAAACAUUUAAACAGCUUUUGUAGUGUAAGAAAUUGAAUAACGAGAUCGGUGCUUUAUUUUGGAGUUCAAUUAUCCAUUCAAUGAUCCAGCAAUUUAAUAUUCUAGCUAUAAUUUCUGAUGA